Messenger RNA from Anopheles nili, 801 nucleotides. RefSeq lists its product as uncharacterized. NCBI's taxonomy places the organism in Eukaryota, Metazoa, Arthropoda, Insecta, Diptera, Culicidae. The record is from RefSeq and is a predicted model, not a curated record. The transcript has 3 exons. Bases 1 to 801 code for a protein of 266 amino acids.
AUGAAAAGAACGGUGGAUGUGUGCUAUUACGUGCGCAACCCCAACUCGGACCGGGUUGUGAAGAUAGUAUACGAUUACGUCAUGGCUCGCAGCAAUCUACCGAAGAGGUGUCCGUUCCCAGCCGGGGAUUAUCAAGCGCACGAUAUACGACCGUCCGACGUGAAGCUGCCACCGUUUCUGCCCGAAACGACACUAAUGCUGGAAAUAGUAUACCGUUCGGAGGUAAGUGCGAAUCAUUUUGCCUUUAAAAUCACUUAUUUUCCCUUUUCUUUUGCAAUCCAUUUCCAUGCGCAACAGUUGCUAGCUGUGGGAACAAAUAUAGAAUUCAAUUCCCGAGUGAAGAGCAUUGACCUGUCACACACUUUCCAUUGCCCAGAUUCGUUAAUGAACCAAUCCAUUGAGCUAGGCAUUAACAUCUCGCGUCCUAUAACGGAUAUGAAGCUGCAGUUCGUGUACUCGGAUGUCACUGAGAAUGGGUCGAUUAGAAUGGUGCUUAUUAAGCGAACGGUCGACAUGUGCUUUUACAUGCGCAAUCCUAGCUCGGACCGAUUGGUGAAGCUGGUGUAUGACUACGUGCGACCACGCACCAACCUACCAUCCCGAUGUCCAGUCGAACCUGGUAACUACUACAUCCGCGACAUACGCUCCUCCGAUGUUCCGCUGCCUGCGUUUUUGCCAGAGGCGUCGUUUCUGUUCGAAACGAUCUACCGCUCCGAGGUACGUCGCGUAAACUUGAUCGAAUUUCGCAUGUACGGCAGACUGAUGCGAUUCAUUGAGAAUUUGUUUUCGAGCCCAUUGUAA